AUGCCUACGCGUUCCCUGCCUACCCCCUCAUGCCCACCCCUUCCCUGCCUACCCCCUCAUGCCCACCCCUUCCCUGCCACUUCCCUCUUCCCUUUCAGGGGACGACAUCUAUGGCGGCACGGACUGCCUUCUCUCAAGAGUGCACCAAUACCUCCCCUCGCCUCCCUGCCCUGUGCGUCCCCUCCCUGCCCCGUGCGUCCCCUCCCUGCCCCAUGCGUCCCCUCCCUGCCCCAUGCGUCCCCUCCCUGCCCCAUGCGUCCCCUCCCUGCCCCAUGCGUCCCCUCCCUGCCCCAUGCGUCCCCUCCCUGCCCCAUGCGUCCCCUCCCUGCCCCAUGCGUCUCCUCCCUGCCCCAUGCGUCCCCUCCCUGCCCCAUGCGUUCCCUCCCUGCCCCAUGCGUCCCCUCCCUGCCCCAUGCGUCCCCUCCCUGCCCCAUGCGUCCCCUCCCUGCCCCAUGCGUCCCCUCCCUGCCCCAUGCGUCCCCUCCCUGCCCCAUGCGUCCCCUCCCUGCCCCAUGCAUCCCCUCCCUGCCCCAUGCGUCUCCUCCCUGCCCCAUGCGUCCCCUCCCUGCCCCAUGCGUUCCCUCCCUGCCCCAUGCGUCCCCUCCCUGCCCCAUGCGUCCCCUCCCUGCCCCAUGCGUCCCCUCCCUGCCCCAUGCGUCCCCUCCCUGCCCCAUGCGUCCCCUCCCUGCCCCAUGCGUCCCCUCCCUGCCCCAUGCGUCCCCUCCCUGCCCCGUGCGUCCCCUCCCUGUAGGGUCCGCGAUAGUGGCGGGGGAUGACAUCUAUGGCGGCACGGACCGCCUUCUCUCAAGAGUGGUGCCUCGUGCAGGUGUUGCUGUCAGGAGGGUGGACACAACGGACUUGCAGGCAGUGAGGGUGGCGGUGGGAGAAGACACGAAGCUGGUCGUCAUGGAGAGCCCCACCAACCCCCGCAUGAUGAUCAGCGAUAUCAGGGUGAAUAUGAUCAGGGAUAUCAGGGUGAAUAUGAUCAGCGAUAUCAGGGCCAUAGCAGAGAUUGCUUACUCAGUGGGUGCGCUGCUGCUGGUAGACAACAGCAUCAUGUCGCCCAUGCUGUCACAGCCGUUGCAGCUGGGAGCUGACAUCGUCAUGCACAGCGGCACCAAGUUCAUCAGCGGUCACAGCGAUGUGAUGGCAGGCAUAUCGGCUGUGAACGAUCCAGACCUGGCGAAGCAGGUUUACUUUGUGCAGAAUGCAGAGGGGUCGGGGCUCAGCCCCUUUGACUGCUGGGUGUGCCUGCGCGGAAUCAAGACCCUGCCCCUGCGCCUCGAGUGCCAGCAGAGAAUAGCCGAGUUCCUGGACAGUCACCCGCGAGUGGAAAGAGUCUUCUAUGCCGGCCUGCCAUCCCAUACCAACCGUGACCUCCACUUUUCCCAGGCCAAGGGUGCAGGAUCAGUGCUCAGUUUCACAACAGGCAACAUCAACGCGUCGAAGCACAUUGUUGAGACAAUGAAGCUUGCUAACAUUGCUGUCAGCUUCGUGUGGCGACGUCCAUCAGCCUGCCGUGCUGCAUGUCGCAUACCAGCCCAUGUGCGCAAGGAGCGAGGCCUGGUUGAAGACCUCAUUCACGUCUCUGUGCGGAUUGAGGACGUGGAUGACCUCAUUGCUGAUUUGGGAAUGCCAUAG
This is a messenger RNA of Closterium sp. Yama58-4, 1641 nucleotides long. NCBI's taxonomy places the organism in Eukaryota, Viridiplantae, Streptophyta, Zygnematophyceae, Desmidiales, Closteriaceae. The record is from the annotation of a GenBank genome assembly.